Lutra lutra (Eurasian river otter) is the source of this 408-nucleotide messenger RNA. RefSeq names its product keratin-associated protein 21-1-like. The record is from RefSeq and is a predicted model, not a curated record. The transcript is spliced from 2 exons. Bases 1 to 408 code for a protein of 135 amino acids. Lineage: Eukaryota; Metazoa; Chordata; Mammalia; Carnivora; Mustelidae.
AUGUGUUGCAACUAUGGGAACUCGUGUGGCUAUGGCUACGGAUGCGGCUAUGGCUCAGGCUAUGGCUGUGGCUAUGGCUCAGGAUGUGGCUGUGGCUAUGGCUCAGGAUGUGGCUGGGGCUAUGGCUCCCGUUGUGGCUGUGGCUAUGGCUCCCGUUGUGGCUGUGGCUAUGGCUCGGGCUAUGGCUGUGGCUAUGGUUCCCGAUGUGGCUGUGGCUAUGGCUCAGGAUGUGGCUGGGGCUAUGGCUCCCGUUGUGGCUGUGGCUAUGGCUCCCGUUGUGGCUGUGGCUAUGGCUCAGGAUGGGGCUGUGGAAAAGGCUCCUGCUGUGGCUGUGGAUAUGGCUAUGGCUCCGGCUGCUGUGGCUACCGGCCAUUUUGCUCCAGAAGAUGCUAUUCUUCUUGCUGCUAG